UCACAUGACAGCUACAGUAGGAUCAUAUGACUUCAGUCGAUGAAAAUGAAAGCUGGGUGCAGCCAGCUGAAACCUGUACUGCUUAUUUUCAUCUUUAAUUUGUGUUUUUACGCGAGUUAUGAACUGACCGAGCUGCAGCUAUGUGAGCUCUGCAGCGGCACCGUCCUAAAUGUCUCCACGGUGGGCCAGUUUUGCUCGUCGUCCGCUGGUCGGAUAGAAAGGCGCUGCUGCUGGAGACAUGACAACACAAGUGACCGUGAACACAUCAUCGGGUUGGAUCUGUCCAACUGUUCACUAACCCACAUAGAGGAUCUUCAGGGAGCAUCAACGGCAUUAAUGAUAGACCUCUCACUCAAUCCUAUUGUCAACAUUAGUAACUCAACAUUUCAAGGAUUUGUAGAGUUAAAUUACAUGAUUUUGCCUCAAGACAUAGUUUGCCCAGGAGGAAACUCUUCUUGGGAAAAGGUGGAGGUCAACGGGACAAAUCGUAUAUGUGAGGGCCAGAAAGAUAUGUGCAACCAGACUGGACAGCUGUCCAUUAACUGCCCGGAGAACUCCCUCUGCGCCCCCUAUGGCCCCGGCUUCUUUGAGUGCAGCUGUGCUGACAAUUAUCAUGGAUACAAGUGUCUUCGGGAGGGGGAGUUCCCAACUCUUCAGGUGUUUGGGCCUCUUGGAGGAUGUACGUUUGUGAUCACUCUUCUGCUGUGGGUCACUCAGAGACGUAAGGCCAAGUCACUCUAAAGGCUGAACCGCAGCUGACUUCUGUAUCUGCAAUGACUUAGGAGGAAACUGACUUCUGAAAGGAAAAUGCUGACUAAGUCUGAGGCGAACUCGGACUUCUUUUAAACAUUGUUUUAUUUAAUUUUACUUCUUGGGGCAGCUACAUUUUAAAUAGCAAUUACUUUUUUUUACUGCAUCAUUGGUGCAAUUUCAGAGAAAGUUAAUUUGAACACUUGUUGCUCCAAGUUUAAAAUUUUUAACAAUACCACUGUUAACACUUUUAAAAUGUACUCAACUGACACAGGAUAUCGAUGAAGUGGUUUGUGUAUGUGGACUUUGUGUGUGCCAAACAUACAUGCACUGAAUGUGUAGCUACAUGUCCUGAAGCACAUAUGAGGAGAUUUGUAACAUUUGGUAAACUGUUUACUGCAUGUUGAACAUGUACUUUACUCAGAGCAAAAACCAAGUUCACUUUACGAAUCAUGAUAUGAAUCAUUAAAAUUUCACUGAGCUUCGUGCUUUCAUUACGUUUUUCUUUCUUAUUAACUACCACGGUACGUCACCUGCUGUGAACACAUCUUGCAUGUUGUGUGUCUUGUGUAGUUACACUUCAGCAUCUUCUCAAAUGAGUCCUUGUCUCAGUGUUGACGGACAAGUGAUUUUUGAUGCUUUUUUUCUCAACAAGAUUUAGGGCUCCAAUAAAAUAUUAAAAA
Messenger RNA from Larimichthys crocea (large yellow croaker), 1433 nucleotides. It is a transcript of the gene atraid, whose product is annotated as all-trans retinoic acid-induced differentiation factor. Gene Ontology annotation, biological process: positive regulation of osteoblast differentiation. The transcript is spliced from 7 exons. NCBI's taxonomy places the organism in Eukaryota, Metazoa, Chordata, Actinopteri, Sciaenidae. Bases 40 to 741 code for a protein of 233 amino acids. Gene Ontology annotation, cellular component: intracellular membrane-bounded organelle. The record is from RefSeq and is a predicted model, not a curated record.